GUGACCUCGGGAUUGUCCCGCCGCCGGCCCCUCGCAGGCUCCUUGGACCUAGGUCGUCCAGCACUCUCCCGCCCCUGCCCACCUCAGUGUGUCCCCCACGCAGGGCCCCAGGGCAGGCAUUUGGGAGACACCGUACGGUGAUUCCUCAGAGCCUGUUAGCAGGUGAUGGUGACAGGAAAAGCCACGGAAGCGACGGCGCUGGGAGUGAGCAGGGCAGAUCCUUCCGAAUCCCUGGCUGCAGGCAGAGUUCCUUCCCGGCCCAGUCCUGAUCCCCAGCGCCGCGGGCUCUGCUCGGUGCUCAGCCCAGGCGAGGUUCCCCUGGCCAGGAUGUCAGGUCUGGUGUUGGGGCAGCGGGAUGAACCUGCAGGGCACCGACUCAGCCAAGAGGAGAUCCUGGGAAGCACUCGGCUCGUGAGCCAAGGACUGGAGGCCCUGCACAGUGAACACCAGGCUGUGUUGCAAAGCCUAUCCCACACCAUCGAGUGUCUGCAGCAGGGAGGCCAUGAGGAGGGGCUGGUGCAUGAGAAGGCCCGGCAGCUGCGCCGAUCCAUGGAAAACAUAGAGUUGGGGCUGAGCGAGGCCCAGGUGAUGCUGGCUCUCGCCAACCACUUGAGCACAGUGGAGUCAGAGAAACAGAAGCUGCGGGCUCAGGUACGGCGGCUGUGCCAGGAGAACCAGUGGCUGCGGGACGAGCUGGCGGGCACCCAGCAGCGACUGCAGCGCAGUGAGCAGGCCGUGGCUCAGCUGGAGGAGGAAAAGAAGCACCUGGAGUUCCUGGGGCAGCUGCGGCAGUAUGACGAGGACGGGCACGCUGCGGAGGAAAAACAAGGGGAUGCCACCAAGGAUUCUCUGGAUGACCUCUUCCCCAACGAAGAGGAGGAGGACCCUAGCAACGGCUUGUCGCGUGGCCAAGGCGCUGCAGCCGCCCAGCAGGGUGGAUAUGAGAUCCCAGCAAGGUUGCGGACGCUACACAACCUGGUGAUUCAGUACGCAGCCCAGGGUCGCUAUGAGGUGGCUGUGCCGCUCUGCAAGCAGGCGCUGGAGGACCUGGAGCGCACAUCUGGCCGUGGCCACCCUGAUGUCGCCACCAUGCUCAACAUCCUCGCCUUGGUGUAUCGGGACCAGAAUAAGUAUAAGGAAGCUGCCCACCUGCUGAACGAUGCCCUCAGCAUCCGGGAGAGCACUCUGGGCCGGGACCAUCCUGCUGUGGCUGCCACACUCAACAAUCUGGCUGUGCUCUACGGCAAAAGGGGCAAAUACAAGGAGGCAGAACCGCUGUGCCAGCGAGCACUGGAGAUCCGAGAGAAGGUCCUUGGCACUGACCACCCAGAUGUAGCAAAGCAGCUAAACAACCUGGCCCUUCUGUGCCAGAACCAGGGCAAGUAUGAGGCCGUAGAGCGCUAUUACCUGCGAGCACUGGCCAUCUAUGAGGGGCAGCUGGGGCCGGACAACCCGAAUGUAGCCCGCACCAAGAACAACCUGGCUUCCUGUUACCUGAAGCAGGGCAAGUAUGCUGAGGCCGAGACGCUGUACAAAGAGAUCCUGACCCGAGCCCACGUGCAAGAGUUUGGGUCUGUGGAUGACGACCACAAGCCCAUCUGGAUGCAUGCAGAGGAGCGGGAGGAAAUGAGCAAAAUCCGGCACCAUGAGGGCGGCACACCCUACGCUGAGUACGGAGGCUGGUACAAGGCCUGCAAAGUAAGCAGCCCCACCGUGAACACGACCCUGAGAAACCUAGGAGCUCUGUACAGGCGCCAGGGGAAGCUGGAGGCAGCUGAGACCCUGGAGGAGUGUGCCCUGCGUUCCCGGAAACAGGGUACUGACCCUAUCAGCCAGACCAAGGUGGCAGAGCUGCUUGGGGAUGGUGACAGAAGGACCUCCCAGGAAGGCCCGGGGGACACUGUGAAAUUUGAGGGAGGUGAAGACGCUUCGGUGGCUGUGGAGUGGUCAGGGGAUGGCAGUGGGACUCUGCAGAGGAGUGGCUCUCUGGGCAAGAUCCGGGAUGUGCUUCGUAGAAGCAGCGAACUCCUGGUGAGGAAGCUCCAGGGGACGGAGCCUCGGCCCUCCAGCAGCAACAUGAAGCGGGCAGCCUCCUUGAACUAUCUGAACCAACCCAGUGCCGCGCCCCUCCAGGUCUCCCGGGGCCUCAGUGCCAGCACCACGGAUCUCUCAUCAAGCAGCUGACAUUCAACCCUCCCCACAGGCCUGUUGGGUCCCCCACAGCCCUCACAGCAUUCCCCACUGCUCCAGUCCCUUCCCCAUCGCAAGGUGGGGUAGUGAACGGGGAGCAGUGUAACCAGAAGUCUGCUGCUGCCCAUAGGGUCUUGGCUCCCUCCUCAGGAAUCCCUCUUAGGAAGGACCCUCAGGACACACUCUCCCUCCACCAGGGGGUCCUCGAGAGUAGCUAGCUCUGGGGCCCCCAAGGUGGGCAAGAUCAGGUAUGCACCUUAGAGAUGAAGCCUGCCUCUGGCUUUUCUGUCAGAGGGUUUAGGGCUGGCCGGCCGGCAGAGCCACCUUGCCCGGGCGUCUCUUGUUCCCUCCCCUCUGCUGCCUCACUUCAGGUCCAUGUAUUUCACGUUUCUUAAAUAAAAGAAUCAGGUAACCUUUC
Oryctolagus cuniculus (rabbit) is the source of this 2608-nucleotide messenger RNA. RefSeq names its product kinesin light chain 4 (gene KLC4). Gene Ontology annotation, biological process: microtubule-based movement. Gene Ontology annotation, cellular component: cytoplasm; kinesin complex. The record is from RefSeq and is a predicted model, not a curated record. Gene Ontology annotation, molecular function: kinesin binding. Lineage: Eukaryota; Metazoa; Chordata; Mammalia; Lagomorpha; Leporidae.